Messenger RNA from Falco peregrinus (peregrine falcon), 2156 nucleotides. It is a transcript of the gene UBAC1, whose product is annotated as UBA domain containing 1. The coding region runs from base 292 to 1533 and encodes 413 amino acids. The record is from RefSeq and is a predicted model, not a curated record. Gene Ontology annotation, molecular function: protein binding. NCBI's taxonomy places the organism in Eukaryota, Metazoa, Chordata, Aves, Falconiformes, Falconidae. The transcript is spliced from 10 exons.
GGUUCCGGCCGCCGCGGGAGCGCCCCCGGCCCCCCGGAGGGACCGCCGGGCCCAGGCGGUGACAGCGGCGGCGGGACCGGGGCAGCGCGGCGGGAGGGGCGGCGCUGUCAGGGGCCCACCGAGCUCCCCCUGUCCCAGCGCGGCCCGGCCGGGCUCGCCGCUCCCCUCGGGCCUGGCGGGGUCACCUUCAUGGGCGGGCGGUAGCGCGGGGCCCGGCGCACGGCGGUGCCCGGGGCCUGGUGAGGCGUCGCCGGGGCAGAGCGGGGAUCGGAGGCGGCGGGACCCGGGGCGAUGUUCGUGCAGGAGGAGAAGAUCUUCACGGGGAAGGUGCUGAGGCUCCAUGUGUGCACCAUGGAGGGCGCCGAGUGGCUGGAGGAGGUUCCCGAGGACACCACGGUGGAGAAGCUGAAGGAGCGGUGCCUGAAGCACUGUGUACCUGGGAGCUUGGAGGAUCCAAAAACCAUGACACAUCAUAAGUUGAUACAUGCUACUUCUGAGAAGGUGCUGACAGACACAAAAACAGUGUUGGAGGAAAACAUUCAAGAUAGAGAUGUCUUGCUUUUGAUAAAGAAACGUGCGCCACCUCCGCUCCCCAAAAUGGCAGAUGUGUCAGCAGAGGAGAAAAGGAAACAAGAGCAGAAAGCUCCUGAUAAGGAUGCUAUUCUCAAAGCAACUGCAAAUCUGCCCUCUCGCAAUGUGGAUCGCACCGUGGCCCAUCACAACAUGAGGGAUUUUCCUUUCUUGCAGUUCCAGACAGAGCUCCGGAAGAUCUUAGUGUCUCUCAUAGAAGUUGCACAGAAACUGCUAGCACUGAACCCAGAUGCAGUUGAACUAUUUAAGAAAGCAAACGCUAUGCUGGAUGAGGAUGAGGAAGACAGAGUGGACGAGAUAGCACUGCGACAGCUUACAGAAAUGGGGUUUCCAGAAAGCAGAGCUGUCAAAGCCCUUCGAUUAAAUCAUAUGUCGGUGACGCAGGCCAUGGAGUGGUUGAUAGAACAUGCAGACGACCCUACAGUGGAUGCUCCACUUCCAGGUCAGACUGCUUCAGAAGCCACAGCUGAAGCUAGUGCAUCCUCCGCUGAAGCAACUGCGGGUCCUAGUUCAGAAGCGAGUGGGGAAGAGGCCAAGGAUGAGCUGACAGAAAUAUUCAAGAAGAUCCGGAGGAAAAGAGAGUUUCGUCCAGACCCACGAGCUGUCAUUGCCCUGAUGGAGAUGGGAUUUGAUGAAAAAGAAGUGGUAGAUGCACUCAGAGUAAACAACAACCAGCAAAAUGCGGCCUGUGAAUGGCUGCUGGGAGACAGAAAGCCUUCUCCAGAGGACUUAGAUAAGGGCAUUGACACCAAUAGCCCUCUCUUCCAAGCCAUCUUAGAAAACCCAGUGGUACAGCUAGGGCUAACCAACCCUAAAACUCUACUAGCCUUCGAGGAUAUGCUUGAAAACCCCUUGAACAGCACUCAGUGGAUGAAUGACCCAGAAACUGGGCCUGUCAUGCUACAGAUCUCUCGAAUCUUCCAGACGCUGAAUCGCACGUAGAGGGGAAUGCCAGUCCACUGUGCCACUUCCUACUGUCCCUCGCUUUCCCUUCACCUCAGCGGGAGGGUGCAUGGAUUGUUUGGGGAGGGGGUGGAUGGAAGGGGAGGGUGGGAGAUCCUGUCUGACUGGGUCUCUCGCACGAGAGCUUAUGUAGUUAUGGCCAACUGAAGUUUAAUUGCCUUGUGUAUUUAGUGUUAGUGGAAGAGGUUUGAAGACUUGUUUAUGUUUUCAGGUAUUAGGUUUAAAAUAAAGUAUAUCAAAAAAUAGGAAAAGGUUUUGUGAAAACAAUUAAGAAUCUGAUUGUUGAAACAAAUUAUGAUACUGUUUGUUAAAAAGGCCUGUGACAGUAGUUUUCUAGCCAGUUUUGCUAGCAUCUGGCUAGUGUUUACAAAAGGUCACUGACCACUAGCAUAGUAUAUUAAUCAUCUCCAUACAGUAUUAAUUUAUGGCUAUAUCAAAUUAUGAAAUGCUUUUUAAAAUUGAUUCUUAGGAACUGUUUUUUAAAAGUCCAAAUACUGGGAGAGCAAGCACGUUUCUAUCCAAACCUGUUUAUUUUGCAUUAUAAUUUAAACGGAAUAAUUCAGAGAUGGAAUUCUUUCAAUAAAUAGCAUUACUUUUUCCUA